AUGGCGGGCACAAGGGCGUGGGACCCCGGGGUGAACGGGGGGCUGCGGGGGGCUGCGGGGGGCUGCGGGUCUCCGCUGACUGCGCUGCCCCCACAGCUGUGCUGCGGGUGCGGCUGCAGCCCCUGCCGCGGGCUCCGCGUGUCCACGGGCACCCGUGUCCUCUACACCCUCCUGCACGUCCUGGCCUCCGCCGUGUGCUGCCUCAUGCUGUCCCGCACCGUGGCACAGGCCGUGAGGGAGAAGGUGCCGUUCUCGGCCGUGCUAUGCCAGCACCUGCCUGGCGGCACAGACUGCGAGCGGCUUGUGGGCUCCUCAGCCGUGUACCGGGUCUGCUUCGGCACCGCCUGCUUCCACCUGCUGCAGGCCGCCCUGCUCCUCAAUGUGCGCUCCAGCACGGACUGCCGCGCUCAGCUCCACAACGGGUUCUGGUUCCUGAAGCUGCUGGUGCUGGUGGGGCUCUGUGCCGCCAGCUUCUUCAUCCCCGAGGACAGCUUCAUCCUAGCCUGGCACUACACGGGCGUCUGUGGGGGCUUUGCCUUCAUCCUCAUCCAGCUGGUGCUGAUCACCGCCUUUGCGCACACCUGGAACAAGAACUGGCUGACAGGCGCUGCGCAGGACAAGCGCUGGUACCUGGCCGUGCUGCUGGCCACAGCUGCCUUCUACACCCUCGCCUGUGCCGCCUUCUCCUUCCUCUACAAGUACUACACCCACCCGGCUGCCUGCCAGCUCAACAAGGCGCUGCUCACCGUCAACGGCAGCCUCUGCGGCAUCGUGUCUUUCAUUUCCAUCACGCCCUGCGUGCGGCUCAAGCAGCCGCGGUCAGGGCUGCUGCAGUCCUCCAUCAUCAGCUGCUACAUGAUGUACCUUACCUUCUCUGCGCUGUCCAGCCGCCCUCCAGAGAGAGUGCUCUACAAGGGGCAGAACCUCACCGUCUGCUUCCCCGGCACCCGGCAGGAUGAGCUGCAGACAGAGGACACAACCGUUGCUGUUCUGGGGGCUGCCAUCAUGUAUGCCUGCGUGCUCUUUGCAUGUAAUGAAGCCUCCUAUCUUGCUGAGAUCUUUGGGCCCCUCUGGAUGGUCAAAGUUUACAGCUUCGAGUUUAAAAAACCUUCCUGUUGCUUCUGCUGCCCAGAGAAGAUGGAGGAGGAGCUGAGAGGUGAGUGCAGCAGGUCGGGGAGAGGCUGCAGAAACACACAAACGUGGGCACCAGCGUCAGACCCUAGGGGUGCUGGCCAGGACAGGGUGCAGGAGCUGUUGUCAUCUUGCACUCUCCCAGGUGCAGAGCAGACAUGCGAGCAAGAGGAGCCUGCCAGGGGACAGUGCCUUGUCCAGGAUGAGCGAGACCGGGUUGUCUACAGCUACUCAGCCUUCCACUUUGUCUUCUUCCUUGCCUCGCUCUAUGUCAUGAUGACCCUCACCAACUGGUUCAGCUAUGAGAACGCGGUGCUGGAGACCACCUUCACGCACGGCAGCUGGUCGACGUUCUGGGUGAAGGUGGCUUCGUGCUGGGCCUGUGUCCUGCUCUACCUGUGGCUGCUGCUGAGCCCCCUCUGCCUCCACGGCUCCCCCCAGCACCGGCGGAGCAGCCCAGCCUUGCGCGUCCUGCGGCGACGACGCGCCCCACACCGUAUCAGUGUCUCCACGUAGUCCCUGCUGGGACAGACUGCACCUGGCCCCAUGCACAGGUCAUGCCCUGUUCCUGUGCCCAGGCCCCGCCUGAUCUCGUGUCCCAGGAAAAGGCAGCAUCAGAGCACCGGAGGGGGAUCGA
Messenger RNA from Oxyura jamaicensis (ruddy duck), 1768 nucleotides. It is a transcript of the gene SERINC4, whose product is annotated as serine incorporator 4. NCBI's taxonomy places the organism in Eukaryota, Metazoa, Chordata, Aves, Anseriformes, Anatidae. The record is from RefSeq and is a predicted model, not a curated record. Gene Ontology annotation, cellular component: membrane.